Molecule: messenger RNA, 669 nt
Organism: Pipistrellus nathusii (Nathusius's pipistrelle)
Lineage: Eukaryota; Metazoa; Chordata; Mammalia; Chiroptera; Vespertilionidae
Source: the annotation of a GenBank genome assembly
AUGGCUCUUUCUGUGGAGACGGAGUCGCACAUCUACCGAGCUCUCCGCACUGCCUCUGGGGCUGCGGCCCACCUGGUGGCCCUGGGCUUCACCAUCUUUGUGGCUGUGCUCGCCAGGCCUGGCUCCAGUCUGUUCUCCUGGCACCCCGUGCUCAUGUCUCUGGCUUUCUCCUUCCUGAUGACUGAGGCCCUGCUGGUGUUCUCCCCUGAGAGCUCGCUGCUGCGCUCCCUCUCCCGGAAAGGCCGUGCCCGCUGCCACUGGGCACUCCAGCUGCUGGCCCUGCUGUGCGCACUGCUGGGCUUGGGCCUGGUCAUCCUCCACAAGGAGCAGCUUGGCAAGGCCCACCUGGCCACCUGGCACGGGCGGGCGGGGCUGCUGGCUGUGCUGUGGGCCACGCUGCAGUGCUCAGGCGGGGUGGGGCUCCUCUACCCCAAACUGCUGCCCCGAUGGCCCCUGUCCAAGCUCAAGCUGUACCACGCCACUUCCGGGCUAGUGGGCUACCUUCUGGGCAGCACCAGCCUCAUGCUGGGCAUGUGCUCACUCUGGUUCACGGCUACAGUCACCGGUGGAGCCUGGUACCUGGCUGUGCUGUGCCCUGUCAUCACCAGCUUGGUCAUCAUGAACCAGGUGAGCAAUGCCUACCUGUACCGCAAACGGAUUCAGCCGUAA